AUGAAGGCUACAACUAUUCACCUAGUGUUGUUCCUGACCUCGGCGGCAGCCAUCGUCAUUCCCACCAAGACAGCCGUGGCUGCAUCCUCUGCUCAGACUCCCACAUCUUUCAACAUCACCAACGUUCCGCCGCCUACAGGGGGUGAUCAAGGCCAUGACCAAGAUACUGAUGAGGGCAACCUCGCGCCCUGGGAACAAUCGUUCUGUUCUAUGAAACACCAUCACAAAGCAAAGUCAUCACAUCAUAAGAUGGAGCAUCCCGCCCAUCUGGGGGGGAAAGACACCAAAGGCAAGCAGACGCCAGCUUGGCAGCGCUGCAAGAAACAUCUCGACAAGCAUCUGCCGCCCGAGAGAAUGGAAGGUCAUGGGGAGUGCUUCAAGAAGUGCGUCGGCUUCAAGCUACCCUUCAUCUCGAAGCUGAUACCCGAGGGCAUGAUGGAGCCUGUCUGUGAGGGCAUCUGCGGGUGCAAGGGCUCUGAGCAAUGUAAGGGUCAAGACUCGGGAGGCGAGGAGAAGCCGAAGGAGGAAAACCCUCCUGUUCCGUAUGAGGGCAUGAACGAGAUGAACGGAUUGGCCGAAUGGAUUGCAAAGGAAAAAGGGAUCGAGCCGGCCGAGAAUGAAGAAAACGCUCCGCUCAGAUCCGUGGGAGAUGUCUCAACGGCACAUGUAUGA
Colletotrichum fioriniae is the source of this 672-nucleotide messenger RNA. RefSeq lists its product as uncharacterized. NCBI's taxonomy places the organism in Eukaryota, Fungi, Ascomycota, Sordariomycetes, Glomerellales, Glomerellaceae. The record is from RefSeq and is a predicted model, not a curated record.